This is a messenger RNA of Nematocida ausubeli, 1398 nucleotides long. RefSeq lists its product as uncharacterized. Lineage: Eukaryota; Fungi; Microsporidia. The record is from RefSeq and is a predicted model, not a curated record. The coding region runs from base 1 to 1398 and encodes 465 amino acids. The transcript has a single exon.
AUGAAGCACUCUGUCUCUAUUAUUUGCACAAAUGAAUCUUCUGUCACGCACGAUGGAAAUAUUCUAUUCAGCAAGGACUCUUUCUCCUUUUCUUCUGAGCACUUUUCCAUGGUAUUUUAUGUCUCUAAUAUAGAAUAUAUCUUGUACGAUGAUAAUAUAUCUAUAAAUAUGUAUAAAGAUCCAGUAGAAUACACAAUAUUACUGAAAACCACGGAAAAUAGCAUUAAAAAUGGGAUAAAUUCAGUAAUAAGGCAGUGGUUAUGUGAUAAGAGCGUAUGUGACUUGGAAUAUGUGUAUAACAAAGGGAUUCCAGAAGACCUUAUUACUGGCUGGCUGCUAGACAAAAGAUUCAUGACAAAACUCAAAGAGCAACAGGAGACCCUUCUAGCCCCAAAUAAAUCCUUGAAGGAAGCACUAAGAAUAGUUGCAAAAUUGGAUGACCCAGAAAUUAUCUUGGAAUUAGCCAGAAAUAUAUACACAAUAGGGAAGAUAUUCUGCAUGGAAGAUGAAAUGUAUGCUAGUAUGUGUGAUACGUCUUCUCUCUUAGUGAAUCGACUGAAAUGGCUGCAAAAAUACUUUUAUAACAUAUUAAUGGGAAGAGUAAAUAUUCCUGCACUAGAAAGCCUUUUAGAAGAAGAAAAAGGAAAGAUCCUUCUGGAACUGCCAGAAAUCCCAUCAAAAUCACAAAUUAUCACAUUAUUUGAAGAAAUCAAUGAUUUCCAAGUGAUAAAAUCAUUUAUCCAAAGAUUAAGCAAAAAUAAUCCCUUCAGAAAUAUAAAAGAGAUAGAUUCCACAGAUAUACCUAUUUUAUAUUACAUCUCCAUUUACGACCAAAAAAUAUUCUCAGAAAUAAUCAUGACAGAAGGACUUCUUCUUAAAGUACUCUCAUUUAUACAACAAGAUACAGCAGAAGACAUAAAUAUACAACUGUACAUGGGGAAACUACUUACACAAUGCAUAAUAUCCCCAGAAAUUAAAAUAUAUUUCACCCUGCCUGAUUUAAUCAGCAGAGUCUUUGAAGUACCAGGAGAGAAGAAAGUGCACCUGGAAAAUAACCAAGCCAGAGUCUGGUCAGACCACAUCCUGGGAAUAUUCCAGAUGGAAAUAUUAUUGGAAAUGGUCAAAUCAUGCAGUGCACCCAUUAAAGUGUACAUUAUCACAUCAGGCAUACUUCUCUCCCUGGUGGAUGGAAUUAAAUUUGGCACUCCCAGGUUUAAAUUCCUGGCAUGCGAAAUAUUCCAUGAAAUCCUGCAAGGAAAAGAGAAGACACUGAUUAACUAUAUGCAGAGAGUAAAUUUAAAUAGUAAAAUACAACAAGAACUCAAUGAAAUAUCAGGAAGACACACAGCAUACACACCAAUUAUCAGGAAAAUAACAGAAUUAUUAAGGAGUGUAUGA